AUACGAUUGUUUAAUCGUGAGUCGAGAUAAAACGUCAAGCAAUGGCAUUGUGUAGACGAAAUUGGUCCGUGAUCGCGAUGAAGACGAUCACGCGGGAUACAUGAUCGUUUUGAGUUCAGAGAAUUCCUUCAGUAUAGAGAAUUCGUCUGUCAAGUGUCGAAGAGAAGGAGAGUUGGCGCGAUCAGAAACCUAACUAACUUUCUAACUAAAUCCCUAACUUCGUUUGAGAAAGAAGAAUCGAUCAGGGAGGAUCGUCGAACGUAAACAGAGAGGCGCACGUUCCUCGCUAAUGGCAAGGAGAAAAUCGAGUUCCAUAGGUUUCGCAACUGACGAAGAUAGAAGGUAUUGGUCGUGAAACGAAUUUGCAGGAGAAAAAUUUGCUGAAGACGAAUAUGGAACAAUUUUAACGGAUAGAGUUACCUUGUCAAAGUAUUCGGAAUUUUGUUGUUGAAGAUUCUGUUCAGGUGUUGUUUCGUCGCAUAAGCUGUUGUUUCGAUUAAAUUAAGAAGGAAAUUGGAAAAUCGUCGAAGGAAUAAUAUGAGGAUGACAGAGGAAAAGGAUCUGAACGAAGUAUUGUGCGUGAAUAAUUUGGUGAAGGUAGUAAAUGGCAAUGAGAAGAACAACGGUAAUCCACUGGAAACGAAAGUGUACAAGAGACGAUGGCUGAUGUUGGGUUUGUUUAUUCUGUACACGGGAAUGAGCAACUUUCAGUGGAUUCAAUAUUCUAUAAUCAGCAACAUAGUUAGCAGGUACUAUGGCGUUUCUUCAUUGACUGUCGAUUGGACAGCAAUGACGUUCAUGGGCUAUUACGUGAUUUUCAUUUUUCCUGCUACAUAUAUGGUGGAUCGAGUUGGAUUUAGAUGGACUAACAUUAUAGGCUGCGGUGCUACCUGUCUUGGUUCGUGGAUCAAAGUUUUGUCCGUCAGUCCUGACAGAUUUUACGUCACCUUCAUUGGACAGUCUCUAGUUGCUUCUACACAGACGAUAAUUCUAACAUUACCUGGACGUCUGGCAGCGCAAUGGUUUGCCGCCAAUGAACUUUCCACGGCUACGUCAUUAAGCAUUUUUGGUACCCAGAUGGGGAUAGCCUUAAGUUUCUUAAUUACACCGAUAAUCGUGAAGAAUCAUGAAAAUCUUGACGAUAUUGGCACGGGCUUGUCGCACCUUUUCUGGACCGUAGCUAUCAUCAUGACGAUUGCGUUCAUAUUAGUUAUAACAUUAUUCGAGGACGAUCCAAAAUUACCGCCGAGCAAAACGCGGGCUCUACAAAAAUUAAAUCGAAUGGAACUUGAAGAAAAUAUCAUGCAACCCAUUAAGAGAUUGUUCAGAAACAAAAGUUAUUUGAUUCUCUGCAAUUCGUACGGUUUGAGCAUCGGUGUGUUGAACGUCGUAGGAACGUUACUAAAUCAAAUGUAUCUCGCACACUUCGAGCACGGUGAGGAAGACGCGGGUAAAAUCGGUUUGGCCAUGAUCAUUACAGGAAUGAUAGGUGCUGUCACUUUUGGAGUGAUUCUCGAUAAGACACAUAAAUACAAGGAAACAACCGUAAUCGUGUAUUUUCUCGCACUGUGUGGACAGCUAUUCUUUUCUACGUUCAUGUGGCUCGAAAUGAAAUGGAUGGUAUACCUAUCGGCUAUUUUUCUCGGGUACUUCCUAGUCGGUUACGUAGCCUUAGGAUACGAAAUGUGCGCGGAAUACACGUACCCAGAGUCCGAGGAGAUAACGGCGGGAAUUUUGAACGUGGCUAAUAACGUUUACGGAAUUGUUCUCAUUCUGAUAAUGGGCCGAUUGCUGGAAGUAUACGGGGAUAUUCCGGUGCACGUGGGGCUUUGUACGGCGCUGCUCGUCGGUUUCAUCAUGACCGUGUUGACGAAGGACGUGCAAAGGCGUCAGGAUGCCAGAAAGGGCGUGCAUUACAUAGGAGUUAAACAAAGUGAGAAAAACAACGAGUGCAAUGGACGCGAGAAAAAAAUAAUUGGAUCGUAAUGAUUUCUAACAUCGACAUAAAUUUACAUUUAAUCCUUUCCUGGAUUAUUCUCGUGUAAUAUGUAUAGUUCUGUUUUCGUACGUUUCUAUAUACAGACAAAGCCGAGACGUAGACGUGUCAAGAGAUGCUCGAGUGAGAUAUGUUUUGUGAAUAAAUGCGUGAUUGUACGGAAAUUUGAAGAGAAGAUAAGAUAAUAAACUAUAAUUAGCAAUUAUAAGUGACUGUAUCGAAAGAAAGCAGCAGUGAGUAAGGAGAUAAAAAUUUAAAUAAAUAAUAAUAAACACGAACGAAUGUAAUAUAGUAGUAGAUGUUCUUAAACUAAUUUAAUUCGUGUAUCGAAAUAAACUUCCGAUUAUAAACAAAAUUUAGGGUAUAUAGAAUAUUAAUUUAAAAUAGUUUGUACUAUAAAGUAAUUUAUUAUUGAUCCUGAUAAUAAAAAGCAACGGAGCGGUCUGAUAACACAAAUA
This is a messenger RNA of Bombus terrestris (buff-tailed bumblebee), 2454 nucleotides long. Its product is annotated as feline leukemia virus subgroup C receptor-related protein 2. The record is from RefSeq and is a predicted model, not a curated record. The transcript has 7 exons. Lineage: Eukaryota; Metazoa; Arthropoda; Insecta; Hymenoptera; Apidae. Gene Ontology annotation, molecular function: heme binding; heme transmembrane transporter activity. The coding region runs from base 538 to 1986 and encodes 482 amino acids. Gene Ontology annotation, biological process: heme export; transmembrane transport. Gene Ontology annotation, cellular component: membrane.